Molecule: messenger RNA, 1539 nt
Organism: Candidozyma auris
Lineage: Eukaryota; Fungi; Ascomycota; Pichiomycetes; Serinales; Metschnikowiaceae
Product: sphinganine kinase
Exons: 1
Coding region: 1-1539 (512 amino acids)
Cellular component (GO): endoplasmic reticulum membrane
Molecular function (GO): sphingosine-1-phosphate phosphatase activity
Source: RefSeq, a predicted model, not a curated record
AUGCCCAGAUCCAUGCACGCCUCUUUGGCGGAUGACGUCGCCGAGUCAGUGGACGAAGUUCAACCGUUUUCUGCGCCACAGGAGAUGGAGCUUCAUCAUAGAAAGCAACAGGAGGCCCCAGAAAUCUCGGCCAAUGAAAAGACAGGAACCAAGGACAGAUUGGGCACUCACGAUGCUGGCAACAAGUCUAGCGACCACUACAAGUCCCGACUCUCGUCGUUUCGCUAUCUUUUGAGGUCUAAGUGUAUUCAUAUCGUGAGAAAAGAGACAGAGGUGCUAGCCAAGUUACAGUGCCAAGUUCGUCGUCCUUGGCUAGACUUCUAUUUUGCCUGGACAGCCAAUUUGGCGUCGCAUACCUUUUAUGUGCUAAUGCUCCCCGUGCCAGUGUGGUUUGCAUCUGCCGGAAUUGCCAGAGACUUGGUAGCAGUGCUAGGGUACGGUAUUUACGUUUCUGGGUUCUGUAAAGAUUUGCUCUGUUUGCCCAGACCAAGGUCACCUCCCUUGCAUAGAAUCACCAUGUCUUCUUAUACCACCCAGGAGUACGGAUGGCCGCUGUCCCAUUCGGCUAACGCUACUGCGGUGACGCUUAUUUUAUUCGCCAAAUUGUACGAUUACAGGGAUAGCUUUCUGGCACCCACAUUGGCAUUGUUCACCGUUUUGCUCUUGCUAUACUACUUCUCCCUCAUUAUUGGGCGUAUCUACUGUGGCAUGCACGGUUUCUUUGACAUCUUCACCGGUGCAGUCAUUGGAGCUGCUCUCUUUAUGUUCCGCCGUUACUACGGGUUGGCAUAUGAUACAUGGCUCAUGCUUUCUUCUCGAAACGACACCGUGUGGGGGAUCACAGCCACAAUUAUCUUGAUUAUUCUCGGCAAUUUAUUCUUGAUUCACAUAUACCCUGAACCUGUGGAUGAUUGUCCGUGUUUUGAUGAUUCUGUGGCAUUUGUUGGUGUGCUCAUAGGGCUUGAUUUAAGUCACUUCUUCUUCAUUAUCGCAGACGGAGCCCCCCUGAACACUCCUUUGUACUCGUUUCUUACCAUACCGUACUCAUUUGAGAAGUUUGGCAUUCUGUUAAGUGCCUUACGUAUGGUGCUUGGAAUUGUGCUUGUGGUUAUAUGGAAAGCCAUCUCCAAACCAGUACUCUUCACCAUUCUUCCGCCAAUCUACAAAUUUCUUGGUAUCUACUUGCCUCGAAAGCAGUAUAUGCCCACAGCACACUCACGCCAAACCUCGCGCCAAAUUCGUUCUCAGUCUCUUUCCAACAUGAAGAAUGAGCCUUUGUUGGACGUCGAUAAAGCGUUGAAAUCAGUCAAGGAAGGUGACAAGGAUAGUGUUGGACCCGUUGACGACAUUGAUGCAUACGAGCUUCUUGACUACGGAAAGUCUCAUCCUUCCGAGCCUCAGGUGGAAGUCAGCAUAAGUGGAGUUUUCAGAAAGAGGUACGACGUUGAGAUCAUUGGUCGUACCAUUGUGUACGCAGGAAUCCCCUUUAUGGCCACAUGGGGUUUCAUGAUAGUUACGAGGCUAUUUAGAGUGGCAUAA